GCAGCGGUAUGGUGGCCGGUUCUGGUGUAAAAUGCACUGGAGCAGACCGGGUGUGCUGGUCGGCCUAGCUGAGCUCGGCUGCUGCUGCUCGCCUCCGCCGCUCCCAUUUCUAUUCUAGUACUUUUUUUUAUUGCAGCAUUAUUAUUUCCAGGUCAGAAUCACAGUUUCCUGUGCGGCUUGUUUGUACUAAAAAUGGCCGGAGAUGGCGGUGCUCUGAAGGAUAUCAAUGAGAUUAAAUCCCAGUUCCGGACCAGAGAGGGCUUCUACAAGCUGCUCACCCUCUCGGACUCGCAGCAGCGGGGCGGGCUGCCGCGGGGUCCGUCCGCCGGAGCCACGCUGGGCCCCGGGGCUGGAACCGGUCCGAUACCCGGUGGAGGGGUCGGGCUGCUGCAGGGGCCCGGGGCUGCUGCCGCCGCCGCUGCUGCUGCUGCCGCCGCCGCCUCCUCCUCCUCCUCCAAUGCCGCAGCCAACUCCUCUCCGGCGGGCUUCCUGCCGCCGGUCCGGGUCUCCAUGGUCAAGCUGCAGCCCGAAGACCCGGGCGAGGAGUCGGAGAGGGUGUGCUUCAACAUCGGCAGGGAGCUGUAUUUCUACACGUACACCAACAUCAAGAAGGCUGUAGACCUCAGUAAGCCAAUAGACAAGAGAAUCUACAAGGGGACUCAGCCGACGUGUCACGACUUCAACCAGUACUCUGCCACAGCGGAGAGUGUAGCUCUCAUCGUGGGCUUCUCGGCUGGACAGGUCCAGUAUCUCGACCCCAUCAAGAAGGAAACCAGUAAACUCUUUAAUGAGGAGAGGUUGAUAGACAAAUCUAAGGUGACGUGUCUAAAAUGGCUUCCGAAGUCGGAGAACCUGUUCCUGGCCUCCCAUGCAAGCGGCCACCUCUACCUCUACAAUGUGGACCACCCAUGUGGCACCACGGCCCCACAGUACUCUCUGCUGCGACAGGGCGAAGGCUUUGCCGUUUACGCCUGUAAAACUAAGACGCCGCGCAACCCGCUUUUGCGAUGGGCCGUGGGUGAGGGAGGCCUCAACGAGUUUGCUUUCUCCCCAGAUGGCGUGCAUGUGGCGUGUGUGGGCCAGGACGGCUGCCUGCGCGUCUUCCACUUUGACUCGAUGGAGCUGCAAGGGGUUAUGAAGAGUUACUUUGGCGGGCUGCUGUGUGUGUCGUGGAGCCCCGAUGGGAAGUAUCUCGCCACAGGUGGAGAGGAUGACCUGGUUACUGUCUGGUCGUUUGCAGAGAGCCGCGUGGUGGCAAGGGGUCAUGGUCACAAGUCCUGGGUCAAUGUGGUGGCGUUUGACCCCUUUACGACAUCCCUGGAAGAUGAAGAGCCCAUGGAGCUUAGCGGCAGUGAGGAGGACCUCCACCAGGGGGCAACAAAUAACUCCAUGCACUUUGGCCGGGUUCGAACAAGCAGCACGUUGUCGCGUCUUUCUCGGCACAGCUCUAAAGGCGGCGGCUCGGCGGCGGUCACAUACCGGUUUGGUUCAGUGGGGCAGGACACUCAGUUCUGUCUGUGGGACCUGACAGAUGAUGUGCUGUACCCACGCCUGCCGCUGUCCCGCGCCUUCACUAACACUUUUGGACCCUCGCUGUCCAACUCUGGCAGCGGAGUGGUCAACAGCACCUCAGGUGGGGGAGCGGUGGAGGGGCACCAUCACCCGCCCAACACUAACACCGGCACCACCAACCCGCCAACGCUCCCCUUACCCCUUCCUCGCUCCCUGUCGCGCUCCAACUCUCUGCCCCACCCCGCCGUGGCCAACGCCUCCAAGGGCCAGGGCGCCUCGGAGGGCGGCGGGGGAGGGGGAGGAGGUGGAGGGAGCAGCGGAGGAGGAAACAGCACCCCGUUCAGCAUCGGCCGCUUUGCCACGCUGUCACUCCAGGAGCGCAAGUCGGACAAGUCUGGUGGCAGCGGUGGGGUGGAGAAGGAGCACAAGCGUUACCACAGCCUGGGCAACAUCAGCAAGAGCAACGAUAAGAUCAACGUGGCGCCGCGGAGCAACCGGCUGGACGCAGCCAAGGUCCUGGGCACCACGCUGUGCCCACGCAUGCAUGAAGUGCCCCUGCUGGAGCCUCUAGUGUGCAAAAAGAUUGCACACGAGAGGCUGACCGUGUUGGUGUUCAUGGACGACUGCAUCAUCACAGCCUGCCAAGAGGGUCUCAUCUGUACCUGGGCACGACCGGGGAAGGCGAACUUGACAGCACAAAACGGUAACUCUCCGAGCGGCACAGUGGUAUAGCUGGAGGAGAAGCUUUGCACUCAUCCCCUCCCUCCACCUCCGUUGUCUUCUGUUUGUCCGACAGCCUCUCCCCCCAUCCUCAAAAGAUUCAAAUAAAGGGGCCAACAACCAGAGACCAUACCCUACCACUGCAGUAUUAUACCCUCAGUGUAUCUCUGUUCUUGCCAUGACCAAAACCCUGUUCCUUAAUGAUUUUACUCUCAUGAUGGACACAUAGGUGGGAAACUUUUGAUGCAACAAUUUAUGAAGAUGUCAAAAUCCGUUACAAGACUAGCCAGGACCACUGAGAGACUAGUUAGCAUAUCAGCUAGUUAACCAUUAGCCAUCAGUUAUUUGCUUAGACUCAGUUCUGGUAGCUAGCUGCAAUAGACCAUAUACACUAUAUAGCCAAAAGUAUGGGGACACCCCCUUUGUCUUGGGCUGUUUAGGGUGAGUUUGUCUUGGGCUGUUUAUGUUGCUUUAUGAGGCCCAUUAGUUUGAGUGAGGGCAGCAGCAUUUGAUGUUUUCAACCAACUUGCAGCAGUUUGAGGAAAACUUUUUCCUGUUUCAAGAUGAUGGUGCACCUGUGCUCCAAGCCAGAUCCAUAAAGAAAUGGUUCUCCUAGUUUGGUGUGGAAGAACUUCACUGUCCUCCACAGAGCCCUUAACC
Messenger RNA from Scomber scombrus (Atlantic mackerel), 2892 nucleotides. Its product is annotated as WD repeat-containing protein 20. The transcript is spliced from 4 exons. NCBI's taxonomy places the organism in Eukaryota, Metazoa, Chordata, Actinopteri, Scombriformes, Scombridae. The record is from RefSeq and is a predicted model, not a curated record. The coding region runs from base 193 to 2244 and encodes 683 amino acids. Gene Ontology annotation, molecular function: protein binding.